Messenger RNA from Uloborus diversus, 1123 nucleotides. It is a transcript of the gene wmd, whose product is annotated as serine-threonine kinase receptor-associated protein-like. Lineage: Eukaryota; Metazoa; Arthropoda; Arachnida; Araneae; Uloboridae. Gene Ontology annotation, cellular component: SMN complex. Gene Ontology annotation, biological process: spliceosomal snRNP assembly. The record is from RefSeq and is a predicted model, not a curated record. Gene Ontology annotation, molecular function: protein binding; RNA binding. The coding region runs from base 63 to 1061 and encodes 332 amino acids. The transcript is spliced from 7 exons.
AAUCAUUUCUGUUGUGUGCGAUGUUGUAAAUUGCCUUGCUGGUAAUUAGUAGAUUUGUUAGUAUGGCAGGGCUGCGGCAAACCGCUUUAACGUGCAGCGGUCACACUCGACCUGUUGUAGAUUUAUCUUUCAGUUCCAUUACACCGUCUGGGUUCUUCUUAAUUUCUGCUUGUAAAGAUGGCAAACCUAUGCUACGUCAUGGAGAUACUGGAGAUUGGAUUGGAACUUUUGUCGGUCACAAAGGAGCAGUCUGGGGUGUUGCUCUGAAUAAAGAUGCAUCUAAAGCAGCCUCUGGAUCAGCAGAUUUUGAAGCUAAGUUAUGGGAUGCAGUUUCUGGAGAAGAGCUUCACACUUUUUCCCACCCUCAUAUCGUGAAAAGCGUGCAUUUCAAUUCUGAUGAUUCCAAGCUUCUGACAGCUUCUAAUGAUAAAAAAGUUCGCAUUUUUAAUCUCAACAGACCAGAUGAAAAUGGUGAGUGUUUGCUCGGCCACACAUCUGCUGUGAAGAAAGCAUUAUUUCUUCAGGAUGAAAAGAAAAUUGUCAGUGCAGCUGAUGAUAAAUCUGUCAGGUUUUGGGACCAAACAUCUCUUCAAGAAAUCCAAAAGCUUGAAUUUGAAACCCAACCCAACAGCUUGGAAAUCUCUCAUAAUGGAAAUAUUUUAGUCAUUACUCAUGGACAUUCUGUUAGUUUUUGGGAUGUCAAUAACUUUGAAAAGUUGAAAGAAUAUAAUGUGCCAUCUCAAGUGAACAGUGCAUCUUUGCAUCCUGAUGAGUCAGUCUUUGUUUGUGGAGGUGAUGAUUUUAAGAUGUACAAGUUUGAUUAUGAAACAGGAACUGAAUUAGAAUCUUUUAAAGGACACUUUGGGCCUGUUCAUUGUGUUCAGUUCUCACCUGAUGGAGAACUGUAUGCGAGUGGAAGUGAGGAUGGGACUCUCCGUCUCUGGCAGACUAUAGUCGGUAAAACUUACGGACUGUGGAAAUGUGUGAUGCCUGGCGAUUUAACAGGAAAUGAUGUAGAUAUUAACUCCACAGAAGCUCCAACUGUGAAAGCAGAAGGAUAGAUUUUCAAUUUACUUAAAAAUGAAAUAUGUGGCACCAUGCAGCCAUGGUUUUACAAAAAAUA